GUCUUUGUGCCAAAAUCAAUUUUAUUUACUAUUAUUUUUUUUUUUUAUCUUCAAUACAAUAAUUAUGUUGUUUAACUGACUCUCACUGAAAUAUAAUUUCCACAUACAGAUUAAACACUGCCAUCUUAUAUUUGAUUUGUAUUAAAUUAGGCUCUUCCUCAUUCAUCAAUCAGUCACAAAGACUUAACUUAAACUCCAUUUUUAAAUGUUUGACAACAAGGACAGAAUCUGACUACCCAAAGGCACAGGACCAAACAGUAUGGCACUACAUAAAUAUAUAAAUGAAGAUAAGAGUUCAUGGAUGGACUACAGGAAGUUAGUACCAAGUAGGAUGUAUAAUACCAAAGAAUCAAACAGUUGUGAAUUUAAGAGGCCCGUUCAACUAUAACCGCCAAUUAUGGAGCUUUUAUUUUGAAGGCUUCAGUUUGUAACCGGAUAUGCAGUGGCUAACAUUGUCUAGUUUCAUAUCGGAAGAGAAAAGUGGCGGGCUGAGCUCGAGCUGGUUUUCUUCCUCAACGUCCGCUCGGAGGAUUUAAAUCCGGACUCUCUCCGGUUCAGAGUCAGUUCGUCUUCAGAAGAAUUAUCAUCUUAUCAGAAUGAGUGGUCGCGGAAAGGGAGGGAAAGGACUCGGCAAAGGAGGCGCCAAGCGUCACCGUAAAGUCCUUCGUGAUAACAUCCAGGGAAUCACCAAGCCCGCCAUCCGCCGUCUGGCUCGCCGUGGCGGUGUGAAGCGGAUCUCCGGUCUGAUCUAUGAGGAGACCCGCGGUGUGUUGAAGGUGUUCCUGGAGAACGUGAUCCGUGACGCCGUCACCUACACCGAGCACGCCAAGAGGAAGACCGUCACCGCCAUGGAUGUGGUUUACGCUCUGAAGAGACAGGGCCGCACCCUGUACGGCUUCGGAGGUUAAACCUGUUACUCCACCUGGAUACUAAACAAAAGGCUCUUUUAAGAGCCACACACAUCACCUAGAGAGCUUUAUUCACACUCAUUUAACUAACACUUUACAAUAGAUCAUUACAUUAUAACCCA
Molecule: messenger RNA, 1030 nt
Organism: Labrus bergylta (ballan wrasse)
Lineage: Eukaryota; Metazoa; Chordata; Actinopteri; Labriformes; Labridae
Product: histone H4
Biological process (GO): nucleosome assembly
Cellular component (GO): nucleosome
Molecular function (GO): protein heterodimerization activity; structural constituent of chromatin; DNA binding
Source: RefSeq, a predicted model, not a curated record